AUGGCCGCUCCGACUGCAGCCGCCAACACCACCACCACGAUCCAACUGGCCUCGCCCGACGGUCCCGUCACCAGGACGGUGCUGCAAACCCCGCUGCGAGACGCUCUCUCCUCCGAGGUCCCCCUCAUUGAUGUUACCGAUCUCGUCAACGCCUCCACCUCGACUCUCGACGCCCGCAAGACCGUCGCCGCCCGCAUCCGAGACGCCGCCACCAAGACAGGCUUCUUCUACAUCGUCAACCAUGGCGUACCCCUCGACGUCACCGACGCCUCAUGCGCGGCCUCGCUUGACUUCUUCCGGCAGGACGUACCCGUCAAGUCGCUCGCCACACCAGCCCCGGCCAAGGGCUUCAGCAACAACGGCUACAGACCUCCCAGCUCGCUCUCCAUCAACGCGACCGAGGGCGUCGACACCAAGGAGACGUUUACCCUCCGCUACGACCCCCGCUGGGACCCCGAGAUUUCGGACCAAGACGCCAUCCCAGAAGGGAUCCAUCUCGGCUUCGGUCACGAGGAAGACGCCUUUACCGGCACCACGAACAAGCCCGCUUUUGGACCGGCCAUCAAGGCGCACUUCCAGGCCUGUCUGCACCUCGCGCGGACUUUGAUGCGCGCAUUCGCCCUCUCUCUAGACCUGCCCGAGAACGCCUGGGACGUCAAGGCUCAGUAUCCAGGAUGCGCCAUGGGCGUCAACUACUACCCUCCUCUGCAGCCAACGGACCAGGGGGGCUCACCUACGGCCGUCUCCAUUGGCGCCCACACCGACUUUCAACUCUUCACCAUCCUCUGGCAGGACGAUGCAGGCGGCUUGCAGCUUCUCAACCGAGACGGCCAGUGGAUCCGCGCUGCGCCGAUCCGCGGCACACUCGUCGUCAACAUCGGCGACUUCAUGCAGCGCAUCACCAACGACCGCUACGUGAGCACCGUCCACCGCGCCCAGAACUGGAGCGGCCGCGAGCGCGUCAGUAUUGCCUUUUUCUGGGGCUUUUCAUUCCACGAGAGCUGCGGCGUCUUGGAAACCUGCCUCGCCGAGGGAGAAAAACCAAAGUACGAGGAAAUCAACUGCAGGGACUGGGUCAGAAAGCGGCUGGGGGCCAUGCAGACACUGAACAAACAAAGGGAGGUGGCCAACCAAUAA
Molecule: messenger RNA, 1137 nt
Organism: Cordyceps fumosorosea ARSEF 2679
Lineage: Eukaryota; Fungi; Ascomycota; Sordariomycetes; Hypocreales; Cordycipitaceae
Product: 2OG-Fe(II) oxygenase
Exons: 1
Coding region: 1-1137 (378 amino acids)
Molecular function (GO): dioxygenase activity
Source: RefSeq, a predicted model, not a curated record